Myiozetetes cayanensis is the source of this 789-nucleotide messenger RNA. It is a transcript of the gene LRRC18, whose product is annotated as leucine rich repeat containing 18. Bases 1 to 789 code for a protein of 262 amino acids. NCBI's taxonomy places the organism in Eukaryota, Metazoa, Chordata, Aves, Passeriformes, Tyrannidae. The transcript has a single exon. Gene Ontology annotation, molecular function: protein binding. The record is from RefSeq and is a predicted model, not a curated record.
AUGGCCAAGGGGAAAGGAAAAGGUCCACAAGGGAAAAGGAUCACUUUGAAAAUGGCCAAAAAUUCAAUCCGGGUAAGUUUUAGUGGAAGGCGCCGUCUUGACUUGAGCAAAAUGGGCAUCACCACCUUCCCCAAAUGCAUUCUGGAACUGGCUGAUGUGGAGGAACUUGAUUUGAGCAGAAACAUGUUGAGAAAGAUUCCAAACACCAUUGAGAAGUUCCAGAAUCUGCUCUGGUUGGACCUGCAUAGUAAUCAGCUUGAUGAGCUGCCCAAGGAAAUAGGCACACUUCAGAACCUUACUUUCCUGAACAUAUGCAACAACAAGUUGACCACCGAAAGUCUGCCAGAAGAGUUGAACCUUCUCAAGAACCUCAAGACUCUUAACCUUGGCUUGAACUGUCUUGAGACUGUUCCCACCACUCUUGGGGCCCUGAAGGAACUCGUUGAUCUAGGUCUCUUUGACAACGCCUUGACCACCAUACCAAAAAGUGUGAAAAAUCUUCCCAAGAUUGAGAGAAUGAAUGUAAAAAGAAAUCCUUUACGAGAGUUAGAAAAGCCAAAGGAGGAGGUUGACACCAUUAAACGCAUAGAAACGCUUUACUUAGUAGAAGAGAAAGACCUGUGCUCUUCCUGCCUGAAGAUGUGUAAGGGUGAGAGGGAUGAGCUGCACAAGUUGGAGGACAUGACACCUACUUCCUCCAAAGAGCUCAGUUUCCCUUCACUCCUUACACCCAAUUCCUCUGCAAAGGAGAAUCAAGAAGAAUGGAGAGUAAGAGGCACAGAUCCUUGA